CAAAUCUUUGAAAUUGUUGCAUGUUGCAUUUUUAUAUUUUUGUGUGUGUGUGUGUAGCACAACUUUCGAUUUCAUCCAGUCUCAAAAUCAAAUGGUUUAGACCAUGUGUCAAACUCGUUCCACGGAGGGCCGAGUGCCUGCGGGUUUUCACUCGCUUGUACUUGAUUGAUUUAUUUAGGAACUCAGUCGGAGUCUUAACUUACGAGUUAGAAAAGUAAAAUACGCAAAUUUGAAAUUGGGUUGUGCAUUAGCAGUUUCUCUCAUGUCAUUCACUGACAGUCAGUCAAUUAGCCCAUGUCAGCAACAAUUUAUUUAUUGCUAAGUUUGUUUAGUUGCCAGCUAUAUAAGCUUGUUAUCAUGGCCAAAUACUGGGGCCCCCAUUUUUAUUUUUUUAAACAUUUUGUUAGUCGGUCUCACUCAUAUAUCAGACUUGUGAGCAACUGCAGCCGCUCAUAUUGAGUUCAGGGGACGCACGGCCUACCUCUUGUUGGUCAGCGGAGCGUACAGUGCACAGUUUGACUAGGCUACUGAUAUUGCCUGGGAUUGUUUGCAAUGCAAAAUGACUUAUUGAUCAAUGACUGUCAGCACAGUUACAUGCUCAGUUCGACGCUGAAGGAGAGAAUGCAUCAGAUGGCACAAAAGAUUAGGUAUUUUUGGAUGGUUAAAAGUAUGCCUAAUAUGAUCAUUAUUUUGUGAACUGGUGAUUUUUCUGACUGACGCAUGCUACAUUUUAGAUCUGUUCGGAGACUGCAGACAGAUGCACUCAUAUCUUAAAACAUUUGAACCAGGGACCGAUGCGUAUUGGUGAAUCGUUACGUCCCUACUAACUAGCGUACAUUGCCAAAUGGCGGCCCAAUCAAAAGUCUGAUCAAUCACCCCUGAAAGGCCAGUUGGUGGGAACCAUAGUGAAGAGACCCAGUACACUUCUGUCAAUUACCAAUAAUAGCCCACCCCAUAUAUCAUGCAAGCUAAACCAGCCUAAAAGACAUUGAAGGGAGAUGUGCUUUGGAAUGUCAAAUUUCAUCAUUGGCACAGAACUGUGUCUGUAUCACUCAGUGAGACCCCCCCCCCCCCCCCCCCCCCCCCCCAUGGCAUCAUCUGAGGUCAAUGUUAAUGUGGAGGAGGUGGUAGUCGUGACCACGCCGGAUGGAGCAGGGGAGGGCUCGGCUGCAGAGGUGGUGAAGACUGUGCUGGUGGCUACAGAGCUGACCCAGGCAGGGGAGGAACUUCCAGAUGGAAGCGUGGAGUCAGAAACCGACGCCACCAUCACUGUGACAAAGGAGGCAGUCCUAGUGAAGCUGUCAGAGGAGAUGGAUGUGGAAGCUGAUUUGGUGUACCCAAUCACUUGUGGGGACGUGAAGGGCACCCUGGUCUGGAAGAAGUUUGUUUGCCCUGGCAUCAACGUCAAAUGUGUCCAAUUCAAUGAGCAUCUCAUCAGUCCCAAGGAAUUUGUCUAUCUGGCUGGGAAAUCUACAUUGAAGGACUGGAAGAGAGCCAUUCGUGUGAACGGCACUAUGAUCAGGAAAAUCAUGGACUCAGGCGAGUUGGAUUUCUACCAGCACUCCAAGGUGUGCUCCAACACCUGCCGCAGUACUAAGAUUGACCUGGUGGGGACCAGAGUGUCACUCAGCAGCCAGCAGUCCACCGAAUAUGUUCCUGUCACUCCUUCCUUAUCUGACGUGAACGGAUCACCGGCCACGUUUCCAACAGAGGUAUCAUCAGACGACACCACGGAAUGGGUCACGGCCAUAGGAGAGGAUUCUGUGACCUUCUGGAGGGGUCUGAAGGAGGCUGGGUUGCUGGAGGAAGUGGUGGAGGACUUCCAGAAGGAGAUUCAAAAGGUGCUAAAGGGAAUGCAGGAGCGCAUCACCGAGCCUCCCCUGCAGGUCAACGAUGCUGUGCUGCUGAACAAUAUAGUGCAGAACUUCGGCAUGCUCGACUUGGUUAAGAAGGUGCUAGCCAGUCACAAGAGCCAGAUGGACCGACAUAGGGAGCAGUAUUCACGCAGUCUUGUCGCUCUGGAGCAGCAGUGUGACGAGCACAGGAAACGUGCCAAGGAGUUAAAGAGCAAAUCCCAACACCUCAACAACGUCCUCAUGACCCUAACUCCCGUGGCCGUGCCGUCCACGCCCAAACGCCCACGCCUCACCCGCGCUGUCUCGGGCCCUGCCGUUAUGUCCAGUGCCCCCACCCAGAUCACCCUGCCCCUCACCCAGCUGGCAGGCCUGCCUGCUGGGUGCAAAGUGCUCUCGGUGGGGGGAGCCGGUGCCAGCCAGCAGACCUACACGGUGCUGACCUCCCCCACGGGCGAGCUGGGGCCAGAUGCCUCCAAUUUGACGGUACUCUCCACGGCCGCCGCCGUUCAGGAGGGCGCACCCGCCACCUCAGCCUUCGUCAAGAUGGUCAGCCCAGGCUACCAGCUGAUCACGCUGCCUGCCGCGUUGAGCACCCAGCUACAGAGCCUGGCUGGGGGCACGGCCCAGGGCACCACUACCAUGGUGGCAGUGCCUAUGGGUAACAACGCACUGCAGAGUACGGCGGCAGUGGUCACAGAGUUGGGGAGACGGGUGGAAGUUCAUGUGCAGGAGGGUGUGGCACCAGAGACUGAGGAGCAGGAGGCGAAGGAGACGGUGGAGAGUUAGAGAGAUGUACUCCUAUAGUGUUAAAAACUCGUCAGGGACUUGAGGCCCUGUUUGUCCUCACUGGUUUGGAGGGCAAGUACUGGAACCAGUGCCUAGGUCUAGUGGUGUUGAACUAUGAAGGACCCAUAUCAGUAAAGAUUACUUCAAAUGUAUAACUACAUGCACUGCUCAUUUUACUCAAAGCACCUGUGUGUGUGUGUGUGUGUGUGUGUGUGUGUGUGUGUGUGUGUGUGUGUGUGUGUGUGUGUGUGUGUGUGUGUGUGUGUGUGUGUGUGUGUGUGUGUGUGUGUGUGUGUGUGUGUGUGUGUGUGUGUGUGUGUAGAGGUGAAAAUGUCUGAGCAGAAUUGAGUUUGGAAUUCAAAACAGUGUAUAUUUUUAUAACCAUGCAAGUAGAUGCCGACUCUGCUCAAAAGCCAUUUUCUUAGUUCUUCUCAGGUGUCCAUUUUCACUGGGGUGUGGGUGCCAUGUUCACAUUAUCUCUUUACAUUGUGCUAAAAAUGUAAAUUCUACAGUGCUCAUCUUUCAACAUCAGAAUGGUUUUCCAUUUCAACAUUUAAUAACUGUAUAACUUUUUGUUGAAUAUUACAAUGCAUUUUAUUAUAUAGUUCAUAUUUUUGAACAAAUGAGAAGUGAACAAACUGGUGGUUUUGUUGAACUUGUCAGUGUACUCUGUAAAUUAAUUGUAUAAAUUCUUUAAUCUAGCCAUUACUGGAAAACUUUAAGUAUUUGGCAUUUCUUUUUAUUUCUAAACCAGUUGUUCAAUUCAUCAUGAAAUCAAUACUUUUAAUAGCUUUGUGUAACAUUUCUUCUGACCAGAGAAGGCGUUGAGUUCUGAAUUUCACCAGUCUUCUCAUUAACUUCAAUGACAUGGAUCAUGAAAGGGCAAAUCAAACGCAUACUAUAUACAUUUUACGGACGCAGUAUAUUUAAGCAAUAAGGCCCGAGGAGGAGUGGUAUAUGGCCAAUAUACCACAUCUAAGGGCUGUUCUUAAGCACAACAAAACGCGGAGUGCCUGGACACAGUCCUUAGCCGUAUAUUGGCCAUAUAUCACAAACCCUCGAGGUACCUUAUUGUAAUUUGAGCUGUAAAAAUAAAUGUUUUGUCAUACCCGUGGUAUACGGUUUGAUAUACCACGGCUGUCAACGAAUCAGCAUUCAGUGCUCGAACCACCCAGUUUAG
Salvelinus namaycush (lake trout) is the source of this 3822-nucleotide messenger RNA. Its product is annotated as glucocorticoid modulatory element-binding protein 2-like. Bases 999 to 2642 code for a protein of 547 amino acids. Gene Ontology annotation, biological process: positive regulation of transcription by RNA polymerase II. The record is from RefSeq and is a predicted model, not a curated record. Gene Ontology annotation, cellular component: nucleus. Lineage: Eukaryota; Metazoa; Chordata; Actinopteri; Salmoniformes; Salmonidae. The transcript is spliced from 9 exons. Gene Ontology annotation, molecular function: RNA polymerase II cis-regulatory region sequence-specific DNA binding; DNA-binding transcription activator activity, RNA polymerase II-specific.